Molecule: messenger RNA, 531 nt
Organism: Dissoconium aciculare CBS 342.82
Lineage: Eukaryota; Fungi; Ascomycota; Dothideomycetes; Mycosphaerellales; Dissoconiaceae
Exons: 2
Coding region: 1-531 (176 amino acids)
Source: RefSeq, a predicted model, not a curated record
AUGACCACUCUAUCAUCCUCCAUCCACAGCGAUGACAAUAUCAGACACCUCGACCAGUCUUCACAUUCACCAAAGACCGGCACCGGUCUGACCGACUCGACGCACAGCAGUAGCAAUGGUAGCGCCUCAACGAGCAGCAGUGCGGAACGGUAUCGACUGGACGAGUUUGAUACAAGCCCAAUCUUGCUAUACAAAUACCGAGGUGGACUGAGCACAUCAUCCCAGAAAGACCUGUGCGCAUGGUUGGACAAAGACCCAAGCCAUCGCGUUACCAGAAAGCCUUUACCAAGAUACACCUCCUUCCUCGACAUCAAGCGUCAUGACCUCUACCUACCCUCCGAGCGCACCGCCUAUGCUGAUCUUCCCAACUAUGAUUCAUCGCUCGCCUCUGUCAAGGUGCCCAUGGGUGCUUACCUUUCGCGCAUCCUAGGCCGAGGUAGCUAUGAAGACUUGUUCAUCGUCAGCCCUGAAUCCUCAGACCUGAGCGCUGGAAGCAGCCCGACAAGCCCUGUUGAGAAUACAUCAAAUUAA